AGUAACUAAAUAUUAAAACUAAUAUAAAAUAUAUGAAAUUCCAAGAAUACCUUGUCUUCCUCCUCCUUCAUCCGUGCACCUUUGCUUACUCUUUCCUUCCGUUCUUUCUCCUUUUUUCUCUCUCACCUCCCCCUUCUCUAUUCUUCGUUUUUAGGGCAGCCACGUGAACUUCCCUGUCAUUGAUUUCUAUUAACAGGUUCCUUUGUUUCUCUUUUUUCGGCAGUUACAGCCAUGGUAUUUGUUCUCAGUGCUACUGGAAUAUUCUGCGAAGCAGGAGGUGUUGCAGGCUCAUUAUGUUGAGCUGCAGCCUACAAUCCAACUAGAAUAUGCCAUUGUAAACCAAUCAUAAUAACAUUUGCCUCCACCAACACUAGGGCCACUAGCAGGAGUUAUUGAUGAGGCAUCAUCAUUCUAGCUUUCCUAAUCUUGGCCACCAUGACGAUUACUUCCAGGAAGCAUUUUCUAUACAAUUUCAAACACCAUGAUCAAUUUUUAGGUAAAAUCUAUCUUACAAAAGUAUGAUUUAUUUCUAAAAUCUAUAUCAAUCUCAAAAUGGCUAGCUUUCUAACUCAUCACUUCUCGUGGUUUCCCCGUCCUUGGUUUCACUUUCUAAAAUGGUGGACAAGGAAAAACUAUGAGAUAACUUAGUAAGUAAAUAUGGGUAGCCCAUGGGUAAAAUUUAAGCAUGCUAGAUAACAGUUUAACAUAACAAAAUGUUCAAUGAUAAACCAUUAAUACAUAAUCAAAUUCAGUUCCAUAGCAAAGCAUUCAAUGACAAACCAUUCAUGCAGAAUCAAAUUUAGUAGUAGUCCCAUCUAUAAGUCAUGGCCAGCGUUUAACACCCACUGGCAGGCGUCAGAAAUUACCAAUGUAUUCGCCCAAUGGCAAGCGUCAGAAUUUACCAAUGUAUUAUCCCAUUGGAAAGAUUACAGAAUGAACCGGUCAUAUCAGUAAACAUGUCGACAUGUGCCAGCGUUUGCAAACUCCCACUGGCGGGUGUCAGUAAUCAUGACUAUAUCAGAGACAAAACCAUGUAGGAUUUACAGAAAAAUUCAUAAUUCACAAUCAAUCUCAAAUUUCAGAAAUAAACCGAAAAAUUUCCAUGUGAGCAUGGAUUUAAUAGAAAAACUCAAAAUUU
Rubroshorea leprosula is the source of this 1138-nucleotide messenger RNA. The record is from the annotation of a GenBank genome assembly. Lineage: Eukaryota; Viridiplantae; Streptophyta; Magnoliopsida; Malvales; Dipterocarpaceae.